GUUUCCGAACUUGCCCCCUCUGCUCCAUCACUGUUGCACUUGAUCGAACGCCUUUCUAUAUUAGCCGACUCAGCAGUGCCACCAUCUGUUAGUGGUCUUCCUAUUCGCCUGAUCAAUAACAAACGAAACUGCCUUUUAAGAACUCCAGAAUCUGCCGCAAAAAAAGAUUUUUCGUCACGAAUGCUAGCUUGCCAACCCGUGCCAAAUUACAUUAUUAAUUCUGUAAGACUUUCAACAUGUCGUGAAUUUGGAACACGCAUAAGCAGAGCUCGUCUUCCUGGUAUCGGAUCUUUAGAUCAGAUGGAUCGGCACUAUCGUGUUUUAGGACAUCUUUCGAUGGUGUAUUGUGUGACCUUUGAUCGCACGGGCAAUUAUGUAUUGACGGGCGCAGACGACAACCUCAUUAAAGUUUGGGAUGUACAUCAAGGUCUUUUACGCUUUACUUAUCGUGGACAUUCUGCUGAAGUUGCUGAUGUUAGUGUCUCGUAUUGUAAUCAAAUGAUCGCAUCCGGAAGUGUAGACAAGUCAAUAAGAGUAUGGUCUUUGGCAACAGGUGAAACUUUACAAGUUUUCCAUCUUCAUACCGCCGUUGUUGCACGAGUGAAGUUUUUGCCAUUUGUGGAUCAACGCAAAAGAUAUCUUGUCUCUUGCGCGCUUGAUUGCAAAGUUGUAUUCUACCCUUUCGAUGAAAACACGAAGGAUUUUGAUCCC
This is a messenger RNA of Ostertagia ostertagi, 711 nucleotides long. The record is from the annotation of a GenBank genome assembly. NCBI's taxonomy places the organism in Eukaryota, Metazoa, Nematoda, Chromadorea, Rhabditida, Trichostrongylidae.